AAAAAUUGCAAAUCAUGACGUUUGAAUGACAUCCGACAGUUGACAUACCGGUAUUGUAACUCUCUGCGAUGGCAAACGACGCGCAAAAAAAGAAUCUCCUGCACGAGAAGUACGCAAGUGGGCCCCACGGACUGGGGGACCCCAACGACCGCACACUGCGAAGGGUUGAGAUCGACGUUAUGAUCCCGAAAAAAAUGCGCGAGAUUGCACGAGACGAAAAAUGCACCGAUGCCGUCGAGAAAUUCACCGAAUGUUGCAAAAAUAACAACAUUUUGAUGACUUUCAUGUGUCGUAAAGAGAACGCAGCACUGAAAGAAUGUCUGACUCGUUGGUAUGAAGAUGAAGAUUUUAAAAAUCGGUGCAAGGAGGAGUAUUUAAACGAAAGGAGUGAAUACAGGAGGACGGGAGUUACGCAAAAACAGAAACAAAGAAUGGCAACUUCCAUGUAAUUUUUUUUUGUAGUAACUAAGUAGUAAUAAAUUAAUUUUGGUCCA
Molecule: messenger RNA, 494 nt
Organism: Tribolium castaneum (red flour beetle)
Lineage: Eukaryota; Metazoa; Arthropoda; Insecta; Coleoptera; Tenebrionidae
Exons: 2
Coding region: 69-449 (126 amino acids)
Cellular component (GO): mitochondrion
Source: RefSeq, a predicted model, not a curated record